Messenger RNA from Durio zibethinus, 3415 nucleotides. NCBI's taxonomy places the organism in Eukaryota, Viridiplantae, Streptophyta, Magnoliopsida, Malvales, Malvaceae. The record is from RefSeq and is a predicted model, not a curated record.
AAAGGGAAAAAGAGUGACUUUGGUUUUACUUAUUCCUCUUUAAUUCUUUUCUUAAACUGGUUGUAAAGGAUGGUAAAAUAAAAAAUAAAGAGUGGAUUACAUUAAUUUUUUUUGAAGUACUUACCAGGACGAGAAUAAGAAUUUGCAUGUCAAAUUUAUUAAAUAUUAACUGUGAUUGCAUAAACAAUUAAAUUAAAGCUCAGCUCGGUUCUCCGUCAAUUUAUUUCUUGCUUCUUUGGCUUCCUUCAAAAUCAGUUGCCUAACUGAUUGGGUAAGAAUCCAAUUCUAAGGGACUUUUUCAGUGCACAAGUAAUCAAGAAUUCUACGAUUACAACCAUGACCAAUAUAUAUAAUGGAAGUAACCAAUGUUACAAAUAUCGAAUACAAAAAGAAAAAAAAAAGAUUGUCUUUGGUCACCAAAAAGAAAUUGAGCGACAUGGCUUUGUCUGCUUUAUCCUCUGCUACCUCGAGGAUUGGUGAUUUGCUGACUGAAGAAGCGAAGUUCUUGUGGGGCGUGGAGGAGCAAGUUGAGCGGUUGCAAACGGAGCUGAGAUGGAUGCAAAGCUUCUUGAGUUUAAAAGAUGCAGAUGCGCGACAAGGUGAGGAUGAAAGGAUACGAAUGUGGGUUUCUGAAAUUAGAGAACUUGCUUAUGAUGCUGAGGACGUGGUCGAGGCUUUCGCUCUCAAAAUUGGAUCCAGAAGGAAAGGAGGUUUCUCCAAUGCCAUCAAAAGAUAUGCUUGCAUCUUGAAAGAGGGACGGUUGCUCCACCAAACCAGGUCAAAGAUAGAGAAGAUCAUAGCAAGAAUCACUGACUUAACACGACGAUUGCAGACUUAUGGCAUCAAAGAAUUAAGAGACAGAGAAGGUUCAAGUUAUUCUAAUGUCAGGCGAGAGUCAAGGCGGCCUUAUCCUCAUAUUAUGGAACAUAACAUUGUUGGCUUCAACAAUGAAAUUAAGGAAUUGGUCUCUGUUGUUGUCGAUGAUGAGGAAAAUAGUCAUCAGAUUGUGGCUAUAUGUGGCAUGGGUGGCUUGGGCAAGACCACUCUUGCUAAAAAGGUUUACAAUCAUAGCCAGGUUCGAGAUCAUUUUAAUCACUUUGCUUGGGUCUAUGUUUCUCAGCAAUUCCGAAAAAAGGCUGUAUGGAAAGAAAUUCUAUCCAGCUGUAAAAAGACGUUAAAGGAGGACAAGAACAGGGAUGAAAAAUUUGCAAAGGAGUUGUGUAACUUCUUGGAGCAUAACAAAUGCCUGGUAAUAUUUGACGAUAUCUGGAGCAUUGAAGCUUGGGAUAGUUUAAAAGCUGCGUUCCCAUGGAAAGAGAGCAAGACAAGUAGCAAGAUAUUGCUCACCUCGCGCAAUACACAGGUAGCUUCAGACGCAGGUGGAGUACGUUACCUUCUUGUAUUGAAGUGUUUAGAAGAAAAAGACGGUUGGGAAUUGCUUCAAAGGACUGCAUUUCCUGACGGAGAUUUUCCAGAUUUUGGACUUGAUGGAAAAAAGGAAGAGCUAGGGAAAGACAUGGUUGAACAUUGUGGAGGGUUGCCAUUAGCCAUCAUUGUGUUGGGGAGAAUUUUGGCUACAAAGAAUAAUUCAUUCGAUGUAUGGCAAAAAGUGUCAGAAGAUGUUAAGUCAUAUUUGAAGCGAGGCAAAGACCAACGUCCAGAGGAUGUCUUAGCCUUAAGCUAUGAUGAUUUGCCACCCUAUUUAAGACCAUGUUUCCUUUAUUUAAGCCAUUUUCCGGAGGAUUAUGAGAUAUCUGUGGCUAGAUUGAUUCAAUUAUGGAUUGCUGAAGGUAUUGUUUCAUCAAAGCAAAAAGAAGAAAAUGGAGGGAAAAUACUAGAAGAUGAGGCAGAAUGUUACUUAAAUGAGCUUGUAGAAAGGUGCAUGAUUCAAGUACGAGAAAGAGAUGAGGCAACCUUAAAGAUCAAAACUGUUCAGAUGCAUGAUCUCAUGAGAGAACUUUGCUUGUCAAAGGCAAAACAAGAAAAUUUCCUAUUCAUUAUGGAAAAGUCAAUUUCAUAUCCACAAGGCAAUAAUGUUCUGUCAUCUACAAUUAGUAGAGUUCGAAGAGUUACCGCCCAUCAUUUUCUUCGGAUUCAGCGCAUUAAAAGUCCCCAUCUUCGAUCACUUUUGAUUUUCGAUGAAUUCAUUUCAGAAGAAUCACUUAGAUGGCAUUUGCCUCUGACAAUGAAGAAUUACAUCGACAACCACGAAAACGACAAUCGCAAUCCACUGUAUUAUAUCGUGCUGCUUCUGGGAUUGUUUCUACUAUUGCCUAAAAUAAGGGAAAUUUGGACAUACAUGUUCGACAAGUUUAAAUUGCUUAGAGUCCUAGACUUUGAAGGACAUGGUGGUUUUGCAGGACGCAAGUUUCCCAGUGAUGUAGUUGAUCUCAUCCAUCUGAGAUUCUUGAGUCUAAGAGAUCUUCAAUUCUGUAGGUCAAAGGUGCCAUCAUCUCUAGGCAAUCUUCGGUGCUUGCAAACCUUGGAUUUAAGGUUUAAAGGAGGAUUCUUUGAUUCUAUUCAUGUCCCUAAUGUGAUAUGGAGGAUGGAACAACUAAGACAUUUGUAUCUCCCUCAGAAAUGUAAACGUAGAACAAAGUUGAAGUUGGGCACUUUGAGAAACCUUCAAACACUAGUGAACUUCAACACCAAGAGUUGUUAUGUAAACGAUCUUCUCAACUUGACAAAUCUCAGGGAGUUGGAGAUUCGUGGGCCCUUCAAUAUUGAAGAUUUUAAGGUGGAUUCGGACAAUCCCGCGAUCAUUGGAAGUAAAUGUCUCCAAUCCUUAUCUAUUUUCCAUGAAAGAAAAGAUUCAAGACAUUUUGCACUCCUCCUUUCGAGUUGUGUUUGUAAGUUGAGUUUAUAUGAGGAUAUAGGGAAGUUACCAGAGUACCACCACUUUUCUAAAGAUAUUACUUACAUCUACUUUUACCGUUCCAAUCUUGAAGAAGAUCCAAUGCCAACGCUGGAGAAGCUGCCCAAAUUAAGGAUUCUCAAAUUCAGUCAUUUAGCUUUCAAAGGGAAGGAAAUGAUUUGCUCUGCAGUAGGUUUUCCCAGACUUGAUUCUCUGAGCCUAGUUUACCUUCCCAAUUUGGAGGAGUGGAAGGUGGAUCAAGGAGCCAUGCCUGCUCUACGGUUUUUGGAGAUUGCACACUGCAGAAAAAUGAAGAUGCUUCCAGAUGGAUUGAGUUUCAUUAUAACCCUCCAGAAAUUGGCAAUUGAAAGUAUGCCAAAGGCAUUCAUAGAUAAAGUGGGGAAAGGAGGAGAAGAUUUUUAUAAGUUCCAACAUGUUCCUUCUAUCACAUUUCAAAAUUGUGAUGAUGUCUCCCCUAUUGUGCUUAAUAAAAAAUUGCCAUUAAUCUUAUCAAUUCGAGAACAAACUAAUGAAGUCAAUAAGGCUAUUUGUAUUGUAUAA